AUGAAUGCGAAAUGUAGUGGUAGCAAAUCCAUCGAACAAUCUUACUGCGCCAGCAAAUCAACGCAAGGUCACAGUUCUGUUGUAGAUCAGCUGCAAUCAGAUAACCAUAUCAAUGAGUUGGGGGAUGAUGUGACGCUGGAUGAUGCUUUGCGUAUGGAAGUUACAUCUGCUCUGAAGGAAUGUGGAGAAGAUAAUAGCGGCAAUAAAUUGGGAGUUGAUAAUGUGAUGGUGGAGGAGGAUGCCUUGCACAAGGAAAUUUCAUCUGUGACAAAGAAUAAUGAUUUGACUGUUUUUACUUUAGUUGGCAAGACUGCAAGAAGUGAGAAAGAAGCUUAUGAUUUGUAUAAUGAUCGUGCCCGAUUGAUUGGUUUUAGUGUGAGAGUGGGAAAACAGAAGUUUAGAGGUAAGACUGAUAAAGUUAGGAUGAAGAAAUUCGGUUGUAACUGCGAAGGAUACAAGAGAUCCAGUGGAAAUGGUGAUGUGUGCCAUGAGAGGAUUAACUUUUGGUGUGGGUGUCCAGCUUAUAUCCAUUAUACUGUUGACAAAGAUGGCUUGUGGACAUGUACAAAGCAUCUGGUUGAUCACAAUCAUGAUCUUGUGCCGAAUGAAAUGAUUGGACUUCUUCGAUCUCAACGUGAAGUAGAUGAAAAUGAUAUGAAGAUAAUCAGAGACAUGACAAGGAGUGGCAUCCCUUUGGUUGAUGCAUAUAAGUUUGUGGCAAAAUUACACGGGGGAAGUCCGAACAUGAAGUAUACUUUGAGAGAUGCCUACAAUUAUGAGCAUCCUAGUGUUGGAUUUGAAGGUGGCGAUUGUAAUCAGCUCAUGAAGAUUUUUUGGGACAGGAAGGAAACUGAAGAAGAUUUCUUCUUUGAUUUUGACUGUGAUGAGCAGGCUGUGAGGGGUGAAGAUCUACACUGUAGCCAGGGAAACAUCAAUUCAUAUCUUCCUGGUAACCCUUUCCCGGAGAGCAUUCGCAGAGUGUACACAGUUGAAGCAUUUCGGGAGGUUCAGCAGUUGCACAAAGAUGGGAUAUUGUGCAGGCAGGAGCAGUUAGAGGUUUCAAAUGAUGGCAAUAUUGUGACGUACAAUGUUUGGCGGUUUAGGAUAGAGCACUUUAAGCAUGUGGUUGUACAUGACACUAGGUUACAGAGAUUCUCAUGCACGUGCAGGUACUACUCUGAGGUGGGCAUGCUUUGUUGCCACAUUCUUCGAAUCUGUCAUGUAACCUCUGUUGAUGAGUUUCCUAAAGAUAUGUAUGAGAUGGACAAAAGGCUUAAAGAAGAACUCGGCAUUUUCAUUGGUUCAAAUAAUAAUGAUGAGUCUGUAGAUAAUGAUGGUGUUAUAAAGAAUCCGACUGUCAAGAGGAAGAAGUUUGGUCCCAGGAACGAACGUCCUAAAAGCAUUGUUGAGAAGGCAUGUAACAAAGUCAGAGGCAGGAAAACAAACGCAAGAAUUGCUGCUGACCGAACAAGAGCUUCAGUUGCAUCAGACCUGCAUUAUCAAAGCAUGCCAUUUCCUUAUCCAAAGGGAGCUGCUCAAGAUUUUUCAGGCUCGGGAAGUUUUGCUGCUGUUAAUGCUUCCCAUCAAAGCAUGCCAUCUUUGAACGUAAAUUCUGAUGGAUUCUCAUUGACUAAUCCAAGUGUAGCUGCCCAGGAUUUUUCAGGGGCAGGGGCUUCCACUUCUGUGAAUGCUUCUGAUCAAAGCAUGCCAUUCAUCAACCAAAAUUCCAGUGGAUUCUCAUUUCCAAUUCCCAAGGGAGCUGGCCAGGAGUUUCAAGGCGCAAGCACUUCCAUUGCUGUGAAUGCUUCUCAUCAAAACAUGACAUUUAUGAAUCAAAACUUUGGUGGGUUCUCAUUUCCUAACCGAAAGGAAGCUGUCAGGGAGGCUGGAGCGCAGCGUCUCUUCAAUAAGAUGUUUUAUUAG
Molecule: messenger RNA, 1923 nt
Organism: Oldenlandia corymbosa var. corymbosa
Lineage: Eukaryota; Viridiplantae; Streptophyta; Magnoliopsida; Gentianales; Rubiaceae
Source: the annotation of a GenBank genome assembly